Molecule: messenger RNA, 3207 nt
Organism: Diabrotica virgifera virgifera (western corn rootworm)
Lineage: Eukaryota; Metazoa; Arthropoda; Insecta; Coleoptera; Chrysomelidae
Product: lysosomal alpha-mannosidase
Exons: 17
Coding region: 125-3100 (991 amino acids)
Biological process (GO): mannose metabolic process
Cellular component (GO): lysosome
Molecular function (GO): carbohydrate binding; alpha-mannosidase activity
Source: RefSeq, a predicted model, not a curated record
ACAACUGCUAUUUAAUUUCAUAAAUAUUUAACAGUUUAUCGUAAAAUAAUUAUCAGGUACUCUGUUUUUGUAUGGUACCUACAGAUAUUCAUUUGAUAGUUCAAACAAAUUAUUCUAUGUAACAAUGCAAAAUAAAAUAUCUAUGUUGGGUAUUUUACUUCUAUUAUGUUUAACAUCAAUAAAUGCAAAAUACUUUGAAUCUUGUGCUCUAAAGGCAUGUGCCACAACAAAUUCCUCAAAAAUAAAUGUUCAUUUGAUUCCACAUUCCCAUGAUGACCUAGGUUGGUUAAAAACAGCUGAGGACUAUUUUUAUGGAGAACACAACGAUAUACAAAAUGGAGGCAUUCAAUAUGUUCUAGAUUCUGUUUUGCAAGCUCUAACGCAAAAUGAAGAUCGUAGAUUUAUACAAGCUGAGACCGCAUAUUUUUGGAAAUGGUGGCAAAUUCAACCUGAAAAGAAGAGACAAAUUUUCAAGAAUUUUGUAGACAGUGGACGAAUUGAAAUGGUUGGUGGAGGAUGGUCAAUGAAUGACGAAGCUUGUGUUAACUAUCAGUCUACUAUUAACCAACUAACCUGGGGUCUUAGAAUACUUAAUGACACUCUGGGCGAAUGCGGUCGUCCCAAAAUUGGUUGGCAGAUAGGGACAUUCGGCCAUAGCAGGGAGCAGGCCUCCAUAUUUAAGCAAAUGGAUUACAACGGUAUCUUCUUUACUCAUAUUAGUGAAGAUAAAAGAAGCUCCUUGAACAUAACCCGAGAACUUGAAUUUUUGUGGAACACCAACGAGAAUUUUGAGAAGAGCAAUAUUUUUACCAGUAUCAUGGGCAGCUAUUAUGCUUCAAGUGGUUUUUGUUGGGAUUAUCUUCAAUGCAGUUCAGAUGGUAUCAAUGAUGAUCCAGACAGUUUUGAUUAUAAUUUGGAUAAAAAGGUAGAUGAAUUUGCGCAAAGUAUAGACCAUUAUGCCAAAUAUUUUCGAACAAAUAAUAUUUUAUAUCCCAUGGGAGGAGAUUUCCAGUACCAGGCCGCCGAAAUUAAUUAUUUAAAUAUUGACAAACUUAUAAAGGGAUUCCAGAAUCACCCCGUUUAUAAUCAAAAGUACAACAUAUUUUACUCGACGCCAUCUUGUUAUGUAAAAGAAAUAGAGCAGUCAGGAGUUCAAUUGUUAAAGAUGAAAAGUGGAGACCUUGAAGACUUCUUCCCGUAUAACGAGAACCAACACAGCUACUGGUCAGGAAUGUACACAUCAAGGCCUGCUCUAAAGAAACUUGAACGAACAAGCAGUGGUAUUUUAAAGGCAGCUCAACAAAUUAAUUCAUUUGCCAAAAUGAGAAAAAUUAUAGAUGGUACCGAAGCCGAAGAGAAUUUAAGAAGCCUGAGAGAGGCAGUUGCUACUGUACAAGACCACAACGCCAUUACUGGUACUCAUAAGGAACGAGUGGCGCAAGAUUAUUCUAGAAUGCUAAGAGAUGCCAUAAAAACUACCGAAGAAAGUGUUGCGAAUAUAAUAGGAAAGCUACUUAAAGUAAACAAAUCAGCUGACGAUGUUAAAUUACCACUAUCAACAUGUCUUCUAACUAACGUAAGCAUUUGUGAAAAUACAAUGAAGGACAGAUCUUUGAUUGUUGUUUAUAACCCUUUGACAAGGCCUAUAGAUUAUUUCCUGAGGAUACCAGUAAAUAAUGUUAACUACACACUUAGCGGAUCAGAAGGUUCUGUUGACUUUGACAUUGUUAGGCACAUGCAGUAUCCCAUAGAGUAUCCCUCAUCCAGUGAUUAUGAACUGGUAGCUGCUAUAAACAUCCCACCAAUGGGUCUAAAGGUUUACUAUUUAGAAAAAGUUAAUGAUAAUUCCGUAGCUAUAGAACCGCAGCCAGUUACAGGAAGUGAUCCAGUCUUCUUGAAAAGUGGGAGUUCAACACUACGUUUUGAUCCCACAUCUCGCACUCACAACGUAACAAUAAACAAUCGUACAGAAAAAAUAACACAAGAUUUCUUAUUUUACCGAAGUAACAACGGCUCUGCAGAUGGAAUCAGUUCUGGAGCUUAUGUCUUUAGACAAGUAGCUGGUAACCCACCAGUAAAAAUUUCAGAAGAUAAUGAUGAAGCUUCCUAUAUCAAAGGCAAAAUGGUCCAAGAAAUUAUACAACAUUUUGGUAAAUACGUGACACAAACCAUAAGACUACACAGUGAAAAAGCCAACGAUGAUAGUAUAGAUUAUGUUGAAUUCGAUUGGAUGAUAGGACCUUUAGAUAACAAGACUGUAGAUAUUAAGAAUAACAUCGGAAAAGAAAUUAUUGCACAAUAUUCCUUGGCUGGUAUUGAGAGUUAUCACUUCUAUACGGAUUCAAACGGAAGACAAGUGGUUGAAAGAAAGAAGAAUGAUAUUUCUUAUACUGACUUAACCAAGGAAGCAUUCAGUUCAAACUAUUAUCCAGUUACAUCAUUUAUAGCUCUUAAAGAUUAUAUGAACGACCUUAAGUGGUCGAUUUUGACAGAUCGGACUCAGGGUGGAGCUAAUAUAAAAGUAGGAUAUCUGGAGUUGAUGCUUCACAGAAGAACUUUAGAAGAUGAUCACAAAGGCAUUGGGGAAGCGCUUCAAGAAAUGGAAUUUGGCAAAUAUGCUGUUACCCGAGGUUCUCAUUAUUUGACGAUGAGUAACGUUAACAAUUUAAAAGUUGAAAGAAUUCUAGCACUAAACAAAUUGUCUCAACCAUGGGUAUUAACAACUGACGCUACAUCUGAAGAUCUGGCUCUUGAUAAACUACAGAAAAUGAUGAAUUUCCAGUGGAAUGGAUUAACAAUUAAUGAAGGUAAAGGUUUAGCUAACAAUAUCCACAUUUUAAAUUUUGAACCAUGGAAAGAGGAUACUUAUCUUUUGAGAUUGGAACACAUUUUUGCUAUUAGCGAAGAUGAAGAGCUCUCGAAAAAGGCUUCAGUUGACUUAAAGUACUUGUUUGAUCCAUUCGUUAUUUCUUCCAUGUCUGAGUUAACUUUGGGAGCUAAUGAAUACAUCAAUGACAAAGACAUAGUAGGUUGGAAUUAUACCAUAGUAUUGGAGCCAAUGGAAAUAAGAACUUUUCUGGUUACUCUAUGUCAAAACUAAUGUAUUUGUCUUAUUAUAUACUUGCCCUAUGCAGUUAUGCUAUAAUAAAAAGCUGUAGUACCUACUUUUGUAGAAUUAUUAAUAAAGCCGCGAUGACGUAUAACAAA